Messenger RNA from Suillus paluster, 645 nucleotides. RefSeq lists its product as uncharacterized. Lineage: Eukaryota; Fungi; Basidiomycota; Agaricomycetes; Boletales; Suillaceae. The transcript is spliced from 3 exons. Bases 1 to 645 code for a protein of 214 amino acids. The record is from RefSeq and is a predicted model, not a curated record.
AUGACUCCAUCAGACGAUGUCCUUCUCAAUCCUGCAUUCUGGCUCGCCAAUCCUGAGAAAGAGGACUAUAACAAUACAGACAAAUUUAUCAGGUGUCACACUGAGCUCAAAAGUGCACCUCUCACACCAAAAGCCAUCAAGCAAGCCACUGGAACUACCCCCCUUCCUGUCUACUAUGACCCUGGGAGCACAACUGAAUCUGAGGGUGACCUUCCCGAGCCUAAGAUCAUCAAGCAAGUUACCCAGCCUCUCGUUUGCGAUGAUGACAGCAUUACCAAGCCAGAAAGCGACAUUCAUGUACCCCCGGAGCAUGUCCAGCCUGUCCGACCUCUCGAGAAUGAUCCUGAGAGUAUUACAGAGUCCGAGAGUGAUGUCGGUGUACCACCCAAGCCUCCGAGUCAGACACCAAAUACACCAAAGAAAACCAUCCAGCCUCUCGUUUACAAUCCUGACAGUUUGACAGAACCCGAGAGCAGCGACAUCGAACUGGCCCUCUCAACUUCGACAGCUUCGAUGACUACACUCAAAAGGAAGUCAUUCUUUGCAACACCGAGUUCGCCACCCCCAAACUCUAUCUAUUGGAAGUACAUGUCACGUGAAGAAGAUGCGAGAUGCAAGAUGAAGGACGAACUCAAGCAGCUUUGA